Messenger RNA from Sipha flava (yellow sugarcane aphid), 2517 nucleotides. RefSeq lists its product as uncharacterized. NCBI's taxonomy places the organism in Eukaryota, Metazoa, Arthropoda, Insecta, Hemiptera, Aphididae. The transcript has 12 exons. Gene Ontology annotation, cellular component: cilium; cytoplasmic microtubule. Gene Ontology annotation, molecular function: microtubule binding. Bases 310 to 2517 code for a protein of 735 amino acids. Gene Ontology annotation, biological process: microtubule cytoskeleton organization. The record is from RefSeq and is a predicted model, not a curated record.
GCAGUAAACUCACCUACCCCGCCCUCCUAUGGCUCAUGAAAUGUAUAAGUAUAAGCAUGUAUAUAUAAGUAUAAGUACACGAGUGGCGUGUGUUUAUGACGCUAAGCACCAAGUGUUAUAUUUUAGUGUGUGAUUUAUUCGACCUGUACGACGGUCGUGCAGUUGCUAGGUGAACGUUAAGAUACAACACAAGGCGUUCUCAGCACCAGUCAGUCAUACAGCAAUACCGUAAAUAUAUUUACACUCGGUGAACUUUGCCAACGUCAUCUGGUGAACUUGUCGUAAAUUUGUGUACAUGAACUUCCAGGCAUGCAAACCACCACGCUUCAUCCGGACAUCCGCUUAACCCCCGACCCGGUGUCCACACCGGAAAAAUUUCGAUCCGGUCACUGUCACUUGGAACUGACGCCCGUCUGGCAGUACAUAAUAAAAAAAAACAGAUUCCCGGAAAAUGUAGACCGGCAAGAAGUGUUCUCCGAGCUAGUCGUCAGACUGCAGCAUCCCGAAUGGCAGGUGAGACUUCACGGUUCCCGAGUACUAGCUUACAUUAUACCAGCAGUCGGCCCUCAGCUAGACGCAUUGAUGUCCCCUACAAUACUUCCUUCGGUUAUAACAAAUCUUGCACAUUUUUCUCCGGCGCUCAGAAGCAGCUCUAUGGACGUGAUAUUAAUCUAUGUGCAACAUUCAUCGGAUCCCGAACAAGUUCUCAAGACCAUGAUCAUUCAGGGGUUGGAUGUAUCUGGUGCCAAAUCUAGUCUCACCGUGAAUGUGAUGGAGUGCGUUCCUGUGGUACUUCAGCAAAUUGUAAAAAGAAAUGGAGACCGGCCAAUUGCUAUUCCCACAUUUGUGCAUCUUGUAACUGCGCUAUCUAACAAAAUGAUACAAGCAACAUUUCAACAAGCAGCUGUUUACUGUUUGGAUAGAGUCAAAGAAAUAGUUGGAAGAAAUAAAUUUGAUCAUUAUCUUGAAACAUUUCACCCCAUUAUUAAAAAGGACUUUGAAGUACUAUGUGAAGUUUAUAGAAUAUCCUCCUCGUCUGGUCGAGAUUCAUCAAUAUCUUCUUACGACGAUGAAGAUGAUGUAGAAAUAUCAAAAACUCCUAGAAGAGUAACAUUCGGAGGUGAAUUAAUUAAAAUAAGAAGUCCUGAAGUUUCUGAUGAUCCUGAGAUAAUAAGGCCUACUGGUAUUCCAAUACCAAUCAAGCCUGCAUUGAACAUUCCAAAACAUCCCAAAGACGAAUUGAAAAACAAAUCAAUAAGAUUACUAAUUCCACGUCAGAGAAAUUAUAAGAUAACAAAAAAUAAGAAAAUGGACAAAUCAGAUAAAGAUAUAGAAUCAUCAAUAAGAACGACGUUGUCAAUGACCGUGGUUCCAGAAAUCAGACCAGAACAGAAGCUGAAGUCACCAAUUGCCAUCGAAGUAAUAACUAAAGAACACUACGACUCGAAUACAUCUCAACAGUAUUCAAACAGUUCAAAUUCAAAUAACAGUCACCAUGAUAGUUUAUCCGAGUCUUCUUUAAAUAUUCCGUUAGAAAAAUUGGACGGUUCUGCGAUAUUAGAAACGCUACAUUUCGAUCAGUCUAAAGGGAACGACAGUAAUAAGUCUUCAGCUAACGGUAUUAUUAAUCACAAUAACAACGUCCCAUUAAACUCUAUAAAUGGGAUUUCAUCUAAAAACGACAAACCUAUAGCUCAAGUUAAACCCACGACAUCUACUGUGCAGAAACUAAAGCCGCCCAAGGAAAGGAGAAAAUCAAUCAGUAGAAAGCAUCAGAAAAAACAAGAAAAAAGAUCCGAUGAAAUGGGACCGAAUUUUACUCCAUUCAACGAACCUCAAAAAGCUUUACAGUUGGCUGCCACUCAAAUCAAUUGCUCGGAAUGGGAAGCAGCAGUCACGGGUCUACAGAAUAUUUCAAGACUAUCUAUGUUUCACGGAAAAGAACUACGUCCUAACUCUUUGCAGCCAUUCGUUCGAACUGUAGCUAAACACAUAAAAAGUCUCAGAUCUCAAGUUUCUCGAGCAGCGUGCACAGCUGUACAGAAAAUGUUUACAUACGUGCCUAAGUCGGUGGAGCCAGACAUUGAAGUUAUCGCAUCAGCUUUGUUUCCACGUACAGCUGAUACAAAUAGAUUUCUUCGAGUACAAAGCACAGAUGCUCUCAACGCGAUGGUCGAUAAUGUAAACCCUAAUAAAUGUGUGCAUGUGAUCACAUCUAAAGGAAUUAAGCACGGUAAUCGUUUGGUUCGUGCAGAAGCAUGUCGUCUUUUAGCCAGGGUAGUUGAUAAGCUUGGAGUAGGUGGAACACUUCAUUUACCGGUAGAUGCUAGAGAUUCUGUAAUAACUGCUGCUACAAACAUGGUAUUAGACAAUACGCCUACUUCUCGACAAGCUGCUCAACACAUAUUAUCAAAAUUGAGUGAAGAUCCAAGAGGUAUGGCACUUAUAUCAUCAGCAGCUUCACCAAACGUGAAAGUUACAUUAAAUAAAUCGUUGUCAAGAAUAUUUCUUAAAUGA